This is a messenger RNA of Schistosoma mattheei, 6317 nucleotides long. NCBI's taxonomy places the organism in Eukaryota, Metazoa, Platyhelminthes, Trematoda, Strigeidida, Schistosomatidae. The record is from the annotation of a GenBank genome assembly.
AUGUUAAGUAAAUCGUCAACUUUUCAUGUUUCAACGCGACACGUCUAUGAGCAUGAAUUAAAGCACCUUCCAUAUCACCAAAGUCAAAACCAUCGAUCACAGAAACAGUCAGAGGUCGACGAUCCAACUCCCCAUUCAAAUCAAUACACUAAACAUAAUCAGCGUCAAGUUUUAAAUUCGAAUAUGUUCCGAUCGGAAAUCAUGUUUAAUUCUAAAGUAAGUAGAUCACUACAUAUUGAUGUUAAUACUAUUACUAACAAUAAUGUAAGCAGUAUCUCACCUACAAAUUCAUGUUUUACUAUUUCUUCAAAUGAUAAUCAUAUCGCUUGUGAAUUAAACGAUAUUAGUGAUAUUGAUGAAGAGAUCAUUGAUGAUAAUGAGUCUGAAAAUGAUAUUGAUGAUGAUAGUUUCUAUAAUAAAGAUGAAGUCGAUGAAUUAUUCUUUUUCAUACCAACUGUAUCUUCUAAUGAGGUAAAUUAUGGGAACCAAUUAAAACAGCAACAAUCUAUUCCAUUCACACAAAACACAAGUCAUAUACAUCAAUUGUACGAUGAUUCACUCAAUUUACAAGUCUCACCAAAACUUCCAAGUUUAAAAGAACGUAUAACUCGUACACAAAACAUCUGGUGUCUACCAAAUUUAAGUAGGAUAGAAUCCGAAAAAUUAUUGGAGUUUGCUGAAAUUGGAAAUUUCAUCGUUCGUGUAAACCAACAAAAUUCAAGUAUGGUACUCACUCGUGUUUGUCCACCAACAACAGCGAUACGUUCACUCAAUAAAAUUAACGGUUAUUUACAUGCUAAACACAAAGACUACAUUGAAGACAACUACAACAAAAAUCAACAUCACAAUGUUUAUUUACCAAUCAAACAUAAUUUGAUUGAAAUACUUCCUCAUGAUGGUUAUUGUUUGACUGGAGAUAAGAAAAUGCGUUUAAUAUUCAAAAGUUUGAUACAUUUAUUAGAAUUCUAUUUACUUGUUCAAGUAAGCAACCGUGGAUCAUUCCUUCGUUUACCAUCGGCAAUUUGUCAAGCAAAAACUACGCAGGAACUUGACCAAAUUAAUAAACAGGGGAUAAAAUUUUGGAAAUCAACCAAUAAUUGGAAUGUUGACUAUAAACCAUUUUUAAAAAAUCCAUUCCUUCCUAAUUCACAAUUGUUUACUUCACAAAAUUCAAUGAAAUCAUACAAAUUAAUAAAUCAACAAGAUAGUAAUAUGUCAGUUAAUCAGAUAUCACAACAACAGACACGAGAAUAUCCACGUUGGAGACAAAUGAAUAUCAUUUGUAAUAAAAAAGAUAAUAAGCUGACAACAACGACAACAACACCACGUAUACGCCCGAGAGCAAGUUCAGUAAAUGAUCGUUCAACACAACAUCAUUAUGAAACAAAAUUAAAACAUAAAGAAAUUGAGAAGCCCAUAAAUAUGAAUAAUAAUAAUAAAAUUAAUCAUGCAGAUAAUUUAUUUAAAACAAUGAAACAAAGAUUAGAUUUUAGAAAUAAUUAUUUACAUAAAACGAAUGAUAAUAAUAGCAAAGUAGAUCGAUUGUCAUUAGAAAAACAUUCUUGUCAACAGAUUACAAAUAUUCUAUCACCAUCAUCAUCAUCAUCGUCUUCUUCAAAUGUUCCCAUAAUUACUACAACUAUUCAGAAAAUAUCUCCUUUAAAUAAAACUAAUAAAAUUAAUGAAUCCAUUGAAUGUUCUUCUCUUCGAUUAAAUCAAAAUCGACGUCAUCAAAAUGGGAACUUUUCAGGUCGAUCGUUUAAAGAACCAUUCUUCAACCUGACAUAUCAAUUUGUGCAAUGGUUGUCGUUGGAAAUCAUAUUAACAAAAAAACUAUGCAGUCUUGGAACUCAAAAUGUUUCUCAAGCUACAAGUCCAACUGUUGAGACACAUGCAUGGCGUUCAUGGAAUCCGAACCAAAAUACAAAACAUCCUAUGAACAUAACCAAUACAUUCACCGGGGUUAAUACUUCCAUCAUCAUUACCACCACUACUACCGCUGCAAAUACCGACACUAAUAAUCAAUCACAACAGGGAAAAUUAUUCACUUCAGCUUUUCAUUUAAACAGCACAUCUUGUGAACCAACAAAAACAAGUACUCGUAGUAAAGGUAACACUGAGUAUCAUGAUUUAAACUUUCCAAUUGAAAUUGUCAACUCACAAGAUAAAAAGCGUCAAUUGAAACAUCAAAUCUCAUUACCAUCAGAUAGAUCCCAUUUGACAUCAGAUGCAUAUGAUAAACAAUUUGUACUUAAGACUCACCAAACAACCAUACAGCCUGUAUGCAUGAAUCUGGUAAAUGAUAGUGUAGGGAAUUCAACCACUAAUGCUAUGAAGUGUAAUCCCAUUGUACAUACAACAAGUAAUACUAGUCAUACUACUAAAAACUGUGCUGGUAGUAUAUGCAACGAUUUAAAACUUCCAAAUUACUUUACACGUAUUCUAAAUACUAAUCAUUAUAAUGAUACCGUGAAUUACCAAGACACUGCAACUAAUCCAAUUUAUUCAAGUGGAUGUUUGAACAACGAGCUAAGAGUUGACACUAGUUUUAACUAUUGUGAUACUAAUGAUAAUAGAGAUGAUAAUUUACAGUUUAAUGGAAAAGAAACUGGUAAUAUCGACAAAACAUUAUCGGAUUACGAUGCAUUAGUGGAUCAAGAAAUAGGAGGCUAUAAAAAUACAAGAUAUUCAUUAGAUUUGAAUGAUUUGGCAACACCUCAAACAGUUGGACAUGUAUUUGUUAUGAAAGCUACAGCUUAUCCUAUAGAUGAAUAUAAUUUUUCAUUGAAUCCACCAAUUGAUUCUUUAAACAAUAAUUUCUCUUCAAUUUCAUUGAAAUGUUCAACAACAACAUCAACAACAACCACAGUAUCAGGAGCAUGUUGUGCAAAGUUGAAAAAAGACAUAUUAUAUCAAGACAAUCAUACUCCAGGAACAAUAACCACAACGUCAACAAUAAAUGAUACAUGUAAACAUAAGAGUAAUAACAAUAUAUCUGAACCUUUGCAUACAAGCAAUAAACCAAAAUUAAGACGCGCAUAUUCGCUGAAAAAACAAUCAUCAUCAACAUCUAAGCGAACACAGCCAUAUGAAGAUUUAUUAUUGUUUAAUGCAAAUUUGAAUGAGAAUAAUAAUAACACCAACAACAGUUUGGACAAUGAUGGUAAUAAUGACAGUUAUAAUCGUAGGCAUAGAUUAUUAUUUCUAGGGGAAAGUUCAACAUGUUUACGCAAUAACAUAUUGCCUACAGAUAAGAUUGAGAAAAUUACUAGAAUGUACGAUGAAAACGAGGCGGAUACAACACAUAGACAGAAAACAGUUAAAACAAUUUCUGAAAAUAAUCAUCGACCUACUCAUUCAUCAUCACCGCCGUUAUCAUCCAAAGUAGUCAUGCAAAAACUGGACGAAAUAAAAAAUGACUCAUCCACGUAUCAACCGGUCACUAAAAUUAUUUAUCCAAAAACAUUGAAUAGUCAAAAUAAUUAUCACCCAGACUUAGAGACAUCAGAUGUUACUGAUACAUUUGUAAAUCCUUAUAAUAAUUCCAAGAAAUAUGAUAUACUACAUGGAGAUCAUACAAUUUGCUUUGAAACUGAUAUGGAAUUAAAUAAGAAUUAUUUCCAAGAUAUUGAACAAAAUUCAAAAGUAAAGAAAUUAACCAUGUCAACGGCUAUAACGAUGACGGCAACGACAACAACAGCACCGAUAUCAGAAACUGUAACAAAAUCAGUUAAUUCUGAAUGUCCAACACUAACUUUGUUGUCUGCUCCAAGGAUAUCACUGCCUCAUGAGAUUUAUCAAAGUGAACAAAAUGUUUGGGAUAAAAGUUCAAACAAUUCCCAACAAAAUAAAAGUUUAAAACUUGACUCUAAUACAUCAUCACCUGGAGCUAGUAGUCGAGCUAGUACUGUAUUUUGUCCACCAUGGGAUACUGCCCCAAUUGGUCCAUAUAUUGCAGAUUUAUUAAAAUUAAAUCCACCGUUCUCAUCAACUCUUGAUGAUUUACAACAAUUUCCUAAUGCUUAUCACUCUAAUGAUUAUAAUUCCAAUAAUCUUAAUAACAGUAAAAUUCAUUCACAAUCAAGGAAUACACAUUAUCAACGUAAAGAUUCUACACGGAGUCGUAGUAAAACAUUAUCUAGUGUUGAACAUCAACUAUUGAUUGGAAAUUUACUUACCGACUAUAAUAAUAAUUAUUGUUCUUCGUCUACUGCGACAACAACAACUACUACUGAUAAUAAUCCAGUAAUUUCACCUUCAUCACUAUUAAAUAGUAAUAAUAAAACUGAUAUGUCUAAUCUUUUCGGUCUGUGGGAACAACAACAACAAAAUCAGUCGAACAAUAGAGAACUGAAAGAGUUGUCAUCAACAUCACUAGGAAAUAUGAAUGAGUUUUUUAAAAGUUUACAAAAUGAUUUUUUAACUGAAACGACAACAGCGGUUUUGGAAACAUCAACGACGACGCCGACGACAGUGACGAUGUCAGCAGCAGCAACAACAAAAUCGUUAACAAUGAAGGAUGAUAGUGAUAAAUUGUCACCACCACUUCCAGUGAGAAGUAAACGUGGACUAAAUGAUCCUUAUUCACUUGUUAAUGUAUCAAAAAAUAAUUCAUUAGAUUACAAAUUACAUUCAUUUAUUGAUUUUACAGAUGACAUUAGUCCAUAUGCUGUAACUGCCUGUCAUUCAAUGAAUUAUAAUAAUAACAAUAAUAAUAAUACUAGUAACAAUUCAGUACAAGAUUGUUCAUGUCUAACAUCAAGCGAAUUACAAACUUCUUCAUCUCAUAUAACGAGACCAUUGAAUAAUCAUCAUAUUCAUAGUAAACUUCGUGAUGAUAAUAAUGGUAAUAAAAAUGUAGAUGAUAGAAGCAAUAUUAACAUCAAUACCACUACCAAUACUACCAGUAACGGUGCUACAAUCGAUAAUCACAAUACCAAUUACAGUGUAACUAAUAAUGCGGAUAGUACUACUAUCGAAGAACUGAUACCGUACGAUUAUUCCUUGUCAAAUAAAUCACUACCUUUAGAUUGCUGCCAGAAUCCAUUAAAUAGUUCAUUGGAUAGUACUACAAGCCAUGGUAAAAUAUGGCCGGAUAAUUAUGUUUAUGCUCAAGUACUACCAAAACAUUUACGCGAUCAAGUUCAAUUCACUGAUAUCAAUUCAUUUGAUCAUACAAUCACAUUUCGAUCAGAUCCGUUCAAUGAUAUGCCACAAAUGGAAUUUAACAAUUUAAAAACUCUUGAACAUAUAUCAUUAAAUAAAAAAGAUGAACUAACUGAUAAGGAUUCAUUUACACAACAAUGUAUUGCACCUUUAUCAAUUGGUGAAUCAUUACAAUCUUCAUCAUCUACUAAUUCAUUAGCUUCAUCAUUUGAUUCAAAAACAUCACUUUCUUCAUGGAAUUCUUCAGAAUCUUAUUCACAAAUACCUAGUAAAUCAGAACAAUAUCAUUUACCAUUGAAUACAAAUAUGAAUAAUAAAUUCAUUCAUUCAAUAAAUACAAGCCAAUUGAAUUUUGAAAAAGCUUCAUUAUUAACUCAUGAACAAUUACAAUCUUCAAAUAAUUUAGAUAAAAUAAAUUGGUCUAGUGAUUUACCACAAAAAUCAAAGAGAGUUGGUCGGCAUAUUAAGAAAUUUUUUCGUAGAUUAAUGACUAAUCCUAAAAGUCAAAUAGCAGAACAAAUUAAUUUAUUUAUAGAAUGUACAAAAGCAAGCAGUGAUCGUGGUCCAUAUCGAACAAUGCAAUCAAUUCGCCAAUUCAUCAAUGGUAUGACCAAUUAUCUCCUCAAGAAUCCAUAUCUUGGUCUUCCAAAAGCUGUUGAACGAGAGAAAAAGGAGUUAAAUGAAUUCGGAUAUGUAAAUGUUGGUUUUCAUUUAGAAUCAGCUUUACAACGAUAUAUCCUUAAACCAUUACAUCUUCAUGUGAUUAAACAAUUAGAACAGGAACAAAUAAAGAAUACGGAUCUCAGUAACUUACAAAUUAAAGUUCAAAAAUUAUGUGAUCCCGAAAUUCGAGCAUCAGAUCUUGGAAUACAGGCACCUAUCGCACCGCCAAAAGAAUCUCUUAUACAAUAUGUGGUCAAUGUUUAUUCACAUUUAGCAAAUACCUAUUCAGUUCAACGGAAAAUAAAUUAUCUUGUUUCCAUAUUUAAUUAUAUUCGAAAAAGUGUAAGUGAUUUGAAUAUUCCUUUAUUUUUAAUAUCUAUAUUAUCACUUUAUCAGAAAGUCCAUUCUCAUAUUAACACUCUAUAAAACGUUUCAUUAAUAAACGUUGAAUACUUGAAUAAGUAUAUUUAAAGUUAUUUGUAAAUCUC